Molecule: messenger RNA, 1851 nt
Organism: Solanum lycopersicum (tomato)
Lineage: Eukaryota; Viridiplantae; Streptophyta; Magnoliopsida; Solanales; Solanaceae
Source: RefSeq, a predicted model, not a curated record
AAAGCUAGAAUUAAACCAAAGUAUUGCAUUUUUAAUAACUUUAUAUAAACUCUUCAUAAGAACCAAGAAAUUAACCAGUACACCUCAAUAUUCUAUUUGUUUCACUAUGGGGCAUUUUAUCAAGCAAGUGGUGUGCAUUCUGUUCUUGGUGAUUUCAACUCCGUCUGUGCAAAUUGAAGCUAGAAAUAGCAAGUUUAUGAUAAUUCCUACAUCUCCUUCACCUGCUCCUACUCCGAUUUCUAAUGAAAUUAGUUUCCCUCCUUUUUCAUCGUUAAGUCCAACACCAGCACCAGCACCAACACCGGACUUUAAUGAUUUUGGAUUUCCUCCUUUGUCGUUUUUAAGUCCAACACCAUCACCGAUAGAGGGUGAUCAAGAUCCUGGUUUGCCAACACCGGCGGGGGCACCGGAGGAAGGUGAUAUUGAAGCACCAGCACCACUUUUGAGUGACACUCCUUAUGGACUUUAUGGUCCUCAUGCUCAGGAAGUUCCUUCUACUACUCUCACAAAUUUUGAUGAUGUAGAAAAGGAAUUACAAGGUGCCCGUUUCAACACGGACGAGUCCUACAAUAACAAUAACAACAACAAUAACAAUGGAUACUCUGAUAAUUACAACUACGAUAGCCACUCGAAGAAUUACAACAACAAUGAUGGUCACUCGGAGAAUUACAAUAACAACAAUGGGUAUUCCCAAAAUUACAACAACAAUGAUUUCUCCGAGACUUACAACAACAACGACGAUGCUUUCUCAGAGAAUCACAACAACAACAAUGAUGCUUUCUCGGAGAAUCACAACAACAACAAUGAUGGUUUUUCGGAGAAUUACAACAACCUCAACCAUAACAACAAUGAUUUCUCCGAAAAAUACAACCACAACAACAAUGAUUUCUCCGAGAAUUACAACAACAACAACAAUGUUUUCUCCAAGAAUUACAACAAUAACAAUGAUUUCUCCGAGAAAUACAACAACAACAACAAUGUUUUCUCCGAGAAUUACAACAACAACAACAAUGAUUUCUCCGAGAAAUACAACAACAACAACAAACUCUACUCUGAGAAUAAUAACAACAACAACAACGACGACAAUAGCUACUCCAAGAAUUACAACAGCAACAAUGAUUUCUCCGAGAAUUACAACAACAACAACAAUGGUUUCUCUGAAAAUUACAACAACAAUGACUUCUCGGGGAAUUACAAAACUAACAACAACAACAAUGUUUUCUCUGAGAAUUACAACAACAACGGGUACUCCAAUAGUUACAACAACAACAACAACAACAACAGAUACUCUGAGAAUAUGUCAGAGAGGCAAGGAUUAAGCGACACAAGAUUCUUGAACAAUGGCAAGUACUACUAUGACAUCAAGAAUGACAAUCCCAACAACAACAAUGAUCAUGCUAACAGCUACAAUAACAAUGCAAAUAUGGUGGAAACUCAAGGAUUCAGUGAGACACGAUUUUCGGACAAUGGCAACUACUUUUAUGGUAAAAAUGGUGAGAAAAUGACCAUGGAAGAGUUCAAAAGACAACAGGACUAUCCAGGCACUGAGGAUCAGUAUGAACUUCCUUGAAGAUAAAACAUUUAUCAAUUGGUUCAGAACACAAGGACAAAAGCAGGGGAGGAUAUUCAAAUAGAUUUUACAUUGAAUUUUUAAGUUAUUUUGAGUGAGUGUUUGUGUAUUAGUUCUACUUGUGUCUGCAAACACUUUUUUUUUUAAUAGUUCUACAAAUCAGACCAAGGGAACUUUGUGUUGUUCAACACUUUUCAAUUUUUUUUAACUUUUUAUAAUGACAUUAUUGAAGCUUCAUGCCUGCCUGGUUAUAAACUUGUACUGAAGUAGUAAUAUUUUUG